AUGUCAUCGCACGCUGACGGAAGAACCCGUGCCAGACUCGCGUGCGAUCGCUGCCGAGUCUCCAAAUCCCCCGACAGCCGGACGCAGGAGGAGCGCUUACGCCGAUUGGAGAGCAAUCUCGACCGUAUCAGUGGCCUGGAGUCAAAGAUUGACCAGCUCUUGAGUCAACCAAUUGGCUCGCCUACGGUCCCAACAUGGUCGCACGAUGAAGCACCGCUGUCCGAGCUGGGAAAUCAACGGCGAGAGCCAGACACUGGUGCUGUGCCGCCAGACCUGCUUGCCUCUAUCACUGACAUCUACUUCGACCGCUGCGAGUGUCAGCCGCUGCCCUUGUUGGUCCGAUCCACCCACUUCCCUGAUGAAGUAACCUUUGGGAUUGUCGCCGUGGCCGCACGCUACUCCACACAUCCAUUCUUCAACCAAGAGUCAAGCCCGGAAGUCUUCAAUCGAAAGGCUCGCACCAUUUUGUUCAAGGCCCUCGAGACCAACGAGGCGACACUGUCAACCAUUCAAGCCGCCUGUUUAAUCUCCCUUGCAGACUAUCUUGAUGGCUUGACUCAACGCGCGAACCUUACGGUUGGCAUAGGGAUACGCCUUGCAUAUUCACUGGGGUUUCUGAAACCGAGAGCUCUUGACAACAUAUCCGAAGACGAAACCAUCUCCCGUUGCUGCUGGUCGCUUUUUGCCUUGGAAAAGCUAUUCUCUUUAGCAUCUGGAGAGCCUGUACCUCUAUUGGACGAGAAUCAUCUGCCGAGAUAUCCAACCUCACCAGAGGUACCGCCAAGCGCGAGAUCCAGUCUUGGUUCAACCUCCGAGACUCUGGUCGACCUCGGCAUCAUUGCAUAUUGCCUGCAGCUCACAGUAGUAUGGGGCGAAGUAAUGAAGCACGUCAUGAAACGCAAGCGGUCUGGCACUUCCCAGAUUCCCUGGGCUGCAGACUCGGAAUACAACCAAAUCAUGUCUCGGUUCUUGGAUUAUGAGGCUGUCUCUGUCAACCAACAUCGAUGGCAGCUUGUAAACUUCCCGCAACAGGAACCGGCCGACCUCAAGACGUACAGAUCAUACUGGGUUUCGUGGCUGCUCAUGCAGUUUCUUUUCCACUCUUGCUUGGCGCUGCUGAACCAUCCCGUACUCUUUCUCGCCGGGGGUCCACCGACUUUUGUACAGCUCCCACCGUCAUUUGCACAAUGCCUCUCAAACCAUGCUCAACUCCACUCACGCUGGAUAGCCCAUUUUGCAGACAUUCUCCGCCAGAAGGGCCUCGAGGUCACUGAUCCAUUUUUGGCAUAUGGUGCAUCCAUCGCUGCGACGAUCCACGCUUUCUAUGCCGGCUCGAAGAACGAGGACGUCUCUCUGCGGGCCAAAAAGGACUUUUUCCUUUGCCUUGAACUGGUGAGAGGACUGAGCGUUAAACUACCUUCUGUUCGGUAUCUUGUCCACCGUCUUGAGCAGCUGCAACAGAGUAGCCAUGCGCUGAAUGGCUUGCCCGGUGAUCACGAGAAUCUGUCUCGAACCACUUACGCAAGCAUAUUCUGGUCCAUCGUACAGUACUCAAACCCGCCCAAGGUUCAUGAGAGUGGUCAGAAUGAUGUGAGCUUCAUCGAGCCGCCUUCUCAAGGCCAAUUAUCCGAUGACCUUCUAGCCGACUAUCUUGGAAUUCUUCCUCCAUUCUCUUGCCCGGAUCUCGUUCAGUCAUUCGAUGAGUGGUCAAUGGGCAACCUGUAG
Lasiodiplodia theobromae is the source of this 1725-nucleotide messenger RNA. RefSeq lists its product as uncharacterized. The record is from RefSeq and is a predicted model, not a curated record. Gene Ontology annotation, cellular component: nucleus. The coding region runs from base 1 to 1725 and encodes 574 amino acids. NCBI's taxonomy places the organism in Eukaryota, Fungi, Ascomycota, Dothideomycetes, Botryosphaeriales, Botryosphaeriaceae. Gene Ontology annotation, biological process: DNA-templated transcription. Gene Ontology annotation, molecular function: DNA binding; zinc ion binding. The transcript has 6 exons.